AUGAGUAAUUCUUGGACAAGUGUUGAUAAUAGUUGUCCUCCAAGUGGGUUAUCUUCCAAUAUUUGUGGUAAGUUUGUGAACGGGAAAUUUCAUUGGGCUACUACUCCUUUUGGUUUUGAAUAUAACCCCAUGAAUUGCGAUCAGAACAUCAUUUCUUUUGAUUUGGCUGAUGAGAAAUGGGGAAAGGUAGAGAAUCCCUCCUACGGGGAAGGAGAUAUGGUUCCACGGCUACAAAUGUUGGGUAGUAAUCUUUCUAUCUUUUGUUAUAACAAGGAAAAGUAUGUAUCUAUUUGGGUUAUGAAAGAAUACGGGGUUAAAGAAUCUUGGACAAAGAUGUUUGUCAUCAAUUGUGUUGAUAAUCCAUAUGUGUGUAAUCUACCCUAUUUCAUGUCAAAUAAAGGUGAAAUUUUGGUUGCGUUUGCACGAAGAUUCAAGAUAUACAAUUCAAAGGAUGUCUCGUUCAGUCCAAAAGUUAUUAACUUUGAUCAUAUCCUAGAGAAUGUGGAAAUCUAUGUUGAGAAUGUGGAAAUCUAUGUUGAAAGCCUAGUUUCUCCUUUUCCAUCGGAGGAGGGCCGGACUAGUGAUGCAACAAAAAUACAGGCGAAAAAAGCUCAGAUCAAGACGAUCAAAUAA
Solanum stenotomum is the source of this 633-nucleotide messenger RNA. Its product is annotated as F-box/kelch-repeat protein At3g23880-like. NCBI's taxonomy places the organism in Eukaryota, Viridiplantae, Streptophyta, Magnoliopsida, Solanales, Solanaceae. The record is from RefSeq and is a predicted model, not a curated record. Bases 1 to 633 code for a protein of 210 amino acids. The transcript has a single exon.